Brugia pahangi is the source of this 219-nucleotide messenger RNA. Lineage: Eukaryota; Metazoa; Nematoda; Chromadorea; Rhabditida; Onchocercidae. The record is from the annotation of a GenBank genome assembly.
AUGGAGUGUGGUAAUGGAUCAACACAUGAUCAAGUGGCAAGGCUGAGCAGAAAGGGAGAGAGCGGGAUGUGGGGAAAGGAAAAAUGUUUUGGUCUAAUGCCCAGUCGUGGAAGUUCUGAGAUUGCUAAGAUUGAUGAUUCUUUUCUCACUUGCUCGCCUGAAAAGAUUGAUUGUUUCAUCGAUCGAACAGUUGAGAGAAACUUUCUGCACCAACAUUAG